AUGGCGCCAGACGAUUCAUCAUCGAUUGCCGGAUUCGAUGCGCUUCAUAGAUAUUCAAACUCGCUGUACCGCUCAAUGUGGGGUGAUGCCUAUCCGCAAGUUGAACUAUUGGAUGACGUGGAGAAUCGAGACAUAUUCGCUUUUCUCUGCGCAUCUAUGCAGCUUCGUGCGGUUGAAUCCGCCUUUCGACAAAUUGAUCUUCGAUAUGGGGAGCUACUUGAAGUGGCGUCAGAUAUUUCCCUUUCUACAGACAACUCACAUCGUUUGGUGGCCAACAUCCGUGCCUUUGUUCCUAUAUAUCAUGCUGUAAAACUCGAGCUCUUGCGCAUUACUCGGAGAAAUGGCCUGACCACCAAGAUGAAAAUCGUACCCGAAGCUCAUAUAACCGCCAUAAUUGAUUUGGCCGUUCAGGCUGAUAAACAUCAAGGGGUUGAAGGCACUAUUAGAGUAGCAUGGCCGCUCUUUGUUGUUGCUCUUGAAACGAGCAACGUCGUUCAUCAGCGCUGGGUCCUUAAUCGGUUCAAAGCAAUGAGCAGCUAUAGUAAGAAUCUGGAGCGUGCUCAUCGCUUUCUUACAGAAGCCCUUCGACGACAAUGUGAGAACAUUGAAGUUUACAAAGACUUUAGGCUCGAAAAUGGGGAAGUGUUUGUUAUUUAA
Molecule: messenger RNA, 657 nt
Organism: Trichoderma breve
Lineage: Eukaryota; Fungi; Ascomycota; Sordariomycetes; Hypocreales; Hypocreaceae
Product: fungal specific transcription factor domain-containing protein
Exons: 2
Coding region: 1-657 (218 amino acids)
Source: RefSeq, a predicted model, not a curated record